UUAUAAAUUUUUUUAAAAAAUCAAUGCAAAGUUUAAAUUUAAAUAUUUAGUUAUCAAUACUUGUUCAAAGCUUUUAUCAAAAAAUAAUAAUUGUUCAGAUUAGAUUUCAAAAUUACAAUAUUUAUGUAUUUUAUAAGAUAUAUAUUUUAAUUUAAACGAUAUUUAUAUAUACAUAUCUUUUAAUCUUAAUGAAACGUUGACACAUUAACUUUGUUGUCUUUUCCUUUUUUGUUAUUUAUAUAUUUUUUCUAGCUCGUUUAUUCAGACCCCAAAUAAAACUCUUUUUAGUUGGAAAAAAGUGGUUUAGGUUUCCGCGAGAGAUAAGAGUUACGUAAUUUCACACUGAGAUUUCGUCCAAAAGAAAGAUGUUUAGCGUAAAGGUAAGUUCGUUGAAUUCGUUUUAUAAUCGUUUUCUCUGUAAUACUAAUCUGCCAUGUAAGUUUUUUUUUUUUUUUUAAAACAAUUGAGCAGAAUUCACCUUGUUUGUUUCCUGGGUACCGGUUUUCUUCUCUUCAUGAGCUGCAUGCGUAAAUUUUCUUUUAAAAUUGUUUCAGUGCAUAUCUUUUAUCCCAAACAUGGCUCCAGGAGAUCUUGUUCUGCAUGUUUUUAAAAACUACCUUUUAAAUGUUUUUACCCCAGAUUUUGGGUACUAGCUUGACUGACCUGUAUGUGAUUUUUUUUUUUUUUAAACUGUAUCAAUGCAGCAGAUCUUUGCAUUGGAAACAUGUGUGAUGAUUUGGAGAAACCGGUGAUAAGCUUGAAGCUACUCAUAGAUGCAAAGAAAAACAAAGUUGUAUUCGCUGAAGCGGGUGAAGAUUUCGUGGAUAUACUCUUUAGUUUCCUGACAUUGCCAAUGGGAACUAUCGUUAGAUUGCUUAAGAUGCAUCAGAAGUCAAAGUCAGUCCCCAUCGGCUGUUUCAACAAUAUCUAUGCUAGUGUAGCGAGUAUGGCGAUGAAGCAUUUCAGUACCGAAGCUUCCAAACAGAUGCUUCUCUACCCUGGGAGUUUGAAUCACGACAAAUGCCAAAAGACAAAGCUGAGGAUAGAUGAUACACAGGCUACUAAAUGCUUCAUGUGCCCUAUGUUUGUGCGAAGCGGGCAAUGUAGCAAAGGGUAUAGCAAUUUCAACACCUCGAGGUGUAGCUGCGGGAAUUUGAUGAGUGAAGUCAUUCAGUUCCAAGGAGAAGGAGGCAGAGCAAGUGCAGGAGUGUUUGUGAGGAGUGCUUCAUUCAUGAUCACUGAUGAUUUGAAAGUGGAAGUCCACUCUGUUCUGUCUACCCUUAAAGUUCUUAAAGAGCUUGGCUACGCAGCAGAUUGCGAUAAGCUGGUUGAGAUGAUUCUUGACAUCAAUCUCCAAGAGGUAGCGACUUUGCUGGAGUGUUUGUUCACAUCUGAUUCUCCAUUGACGGAUACAUUUCUGAAAAAGAAAAGCUCAGUCGGUAUUAAGAGGAUGCUGAGUCCUCCUGCCUUGAGCAAUGAAGAAGAAGAAGGAGAAAGUGAAUCAAAAGGUGAUCAAACGAUAACGCUGAAUGCAUAUGUGAGGAAGAAGGAAGGAAACAUCAUGUACGUUGAGUGUGGUGAAGAUUUUGUUGAUCUUCUUUUCACUUUUCUUGCGCUGCCUCUAGAGUCUGUAUGGGGAAUAUCUGGAAAGGGAAUCAUCCUUGGAUGCGUUGGAAACUUGUGCAAAAGCUUCAAGGAGCUGAGUGCUGAUGGUUCCGGAAGAGAAGCUAAGUGUGUUAUACCUCAUUACUACAAGUGCGAUCAGAAGCAGCUGCUGCUUGAUGCUGUCACUACACAUAAGCCACCAACUUACUACCGCUUUGUUUCCUUCUCUGCGAAUCAUUUUAGAGAGUACUGUUUGAGUGACAAGUCUGAUAAGCGACUUGUGUAUGCUUGGGAUAAACUCUUGCCUGUGACUUGUAUAGAUCCCAAAUCGGAAGGAAAUAACAACACCGCUGAUCAGUCAAGUGGGUUUGUGAAGAAAGGGACAAAGUUCAUGGUGACAGAUGAUCUCAUCAUUACUCCUUCCAACGCAGCCUCAGUCUUGGGAAUGCUUAAAGAUAAACAGAUCAGCCUAGAGGAUGUCGAAUGUCGAGUUAUCAGUAUGAAACAAGAAGAGGUGAUCAGAUUAUUGAGAGCUUCAUUAGUGACGUUUUCUGCCUUGAGCACUGGUCUUCUGGCUAUGGAAUCAGAUUCAACAAGUGCUCCUGAGAGUCGAUUCUAUAAGAAGCCUAAGAUUGAGACUUGACAAGCACUGUUCAGUCCGAAACUUCUCUUGCUAAAGUUGAUCGCUAGAUAAUCUUUUAAUUUAGCAUCUAACUGUUUCAGUUACUAUAAUAAUAUUAGUUUUCUUGGACAUCAUCUACUUUUGUAUGAAUUUGUCAUUUUGACUACUUCUCUUUUAUUUUAUUUUUUGAGAGACGUUGAAGUUUAGGAUGAUAUGAAAUUAGUACCUUUAAGCUACAGAAACAACUCACUGUGUCUGUGGUUACGUAGCUGAAGGGGGAAGCUCAAAGGGUUGUUUUUGGUUUUUUACUUAUUUGGCUCCUGGAUUUUGAUUUUGACAGAGCAUUUUUAGUUAAUGACAGUAUUUAAACUAUAAUUAAAAAAAAAACGCUUUGAUGUUGAUGACACUUGAAUGUUUUACUCAUUCAAUGUAAGAAUUUAAAACCCUCUUGAAUAAAAUUGGUCCAUCGUUUUGACUCCACAAUAUUGUGCAGUGCAAAGGAGAAAGCUCAAAGGUUGUUUUUGCGCUGGCUCUUUGGUAGUAUUAGUGAACAGUCUUAAAAGUAAUGCCACUCGGGUCUGUUGUUAUUCCUCAACCGCUAUUAGGCUUUAAAAGUAGUGUGAUUGUUUUGUGAUUAGGAGUGUCUUCCAAGCUUCUCCUUUCUCUCUUGUUAUCAUAUCUUUUUUAAUCUUUUUUUUCUUUCUUUCUUUCCUGACCUAAAUGGCUGAUGAAAUGUCAGAGGAACCAAAGAUUACGUUGAGGCUUAUUAUUGAUGAAGCAAAGAACAAGGUCGUUUUGGCCGAGGCUUGUAGAGAUUUUGUUGAUGUUCUCUUCAGCCUAAUGACACUGCCAAUGGGCACCAUUGUCGGAUUGCUUAAGAAGCAUCAAAAUUCCGAGAUUGGAUGUUUCAGCAACCUCUACAAAAGUGUUGCGGACAUGAGCAUUGACAGUUUCAUGACUGGAGCUUGUAAGCAGAUGUUGCUUAAACCAAGGAGCGUGAAGGAGGCCUAUUGCAAAAGGCUUAAGCUCAACCUAAACCCAACUGAUGACCACCUCAAGUACUUUAAGUGCCCUUCUUUCUCAAGCUGCAACAUGUGCAGUGAUUUUAGUGGCUCUGAUUGCGCUUGCGGAAGGUUGAUGAUCCACUAAAUCGAGUUGACUGAAGAAGAAGAAGAUGAGAUACAAAAUGAUGUUGAUGGAGUAUUUGUAAGCGGCAGGUCUUCCUUCAUCAUCACCGACGACUUGAAAGUGUCUGUUGAUUCUACUGGUCUUGUCUUGAAAACUCUCAACAGUCUAGGCUGUUCAGAUGUUAGUAACCUUGGGGAACAGCUUCUUGAUAUUGGUCUCAACGAGGUACCUUCUUUUUCUUUUUAAUUAUUAUAUAAGGGAUUAGAACUAAUAAAGAAAACAUGUUUUGACUUCGAUUUUAUUGACUCUUCUUGCUAUAUAUAGAUUAUGUGUCUUCUUGAGUGUGUCUUCUCCUCAAAUACUCCCUUGACAGACGCUCUCUUGAAGAAGCAAAGUCCACAAGACAUGACAAACAUGCACAAACUGUCGACUCCAUCAUGCCUGGAGACAAAAACAGACGUAUCAGAAUCAGAAUUUACUAUCGAUGCCAUAGUGAGGAAACAGGACAUGAAGAUUCUAUAUGUUGAGUGUGGAGAAGACUUUGUUGAUCUUCUCUUCAGUUUUCUCGCUGUCCCUCUUGAGUAUGUAUGCGAUACCAGUUUGGGAUGCAUCGGAAACUUACGUGGAAGCUUCAAGGAUCUGACUGUUGUUGAUAAAAGGAAAGAAGGGCUAGCUUCCGAAGGUGUGUUGCUUCCUCAUUACUAUAAAUUGCAGAAGCAGUUGUCUGUGAUCACAACUGAAGAAGCACCAGUUUACUACCGUUACAGGAAUUCCAAUCCACGCCAGCCUGACUACAGCUUGACCACAGAUUAUGAUCGGACUCCGCUGUAUCGGAAGGACAGAAUAGUUCAGGUGACUGUGAUUGAUCCAAAGUCUCACGGCAGAGUUCAUCGUCAUCAGUCGGAGAAUGGAAGUGGGUUUGUGAAGAGAGGAACAAGGUUUACAGUUUCAGAUGAUCUGAUGAUCACACCUAGGGGUUGCUUGAGCACAUCAAUGUGCUUUCUGAAGAAGUAUGAGAUUAAGGCAGAUGAUGUGGAUGUUCAAGUGAUAAGAAUCUGUGAAGAAGAGGUUAACAUUUACUUCUUCCUCUAGUAGUAAUACAUUUGAAACUUUUAUUCCUAUAUAUUUAACCAAAGUGUCUUUUUUUUUAAAAAAAAAUAUCAGGUAAUGAAUGUGCUGAGAGCUUCUUUGGGGACAACCUCUGCUUUGAACACUGCACUAUGGAACUUGAUUGCUAAGAAGCCAAAGAUGGAGACUUGAAGAAUCAAACAAUCUUUUGCUAUUUUGUCGUUGGAACAUGUUGUUUAGACUAUUUUGAAUUCCACAUUUCCCUGCUUUUUUUUUAAUUUUCUUUCUGUUGACUUGAGUUUUCAACUUGGCUUUUAAUUUAUGAAACUCGGAGCCUUUUUUUUUUU
Messenger RNA from Brassica rapa (field mustard), 4770 nucleotides. RefSeq lists its product as uncharacterized. Lineage: Eukaryota; Viridiplantae; Streptophyta; Magnoliopsida; Brassicales; Brassicaceae. The record is from RefSeq and is a predicted model, not a curated record.